UAAUCUAUCAAUUUCUCCUUUAAAUGAUUCGCAUACUAUUUCCGCAUUUGCAGCCAUAGCUUAAAUCGGUAUUGGCUAGAUUACCAACCGUAGGCUAUUUGUUAUUUUGGAACUGAAUGCGCGGAUAUGAUGGACGCCAUUAACGAGAUUGCAGAUACAAUUACUGGGAAAACUCUUCCUCAUGUGGCAAAGCAGAUGAAUUGUUGCUAUUUAAUUUUUAUGACGAUACAAGCUUGCAAGACACAUGACUACGCAUGGCACAAGAAGAACUGGUUCCUUUCAUACUGUAAAGCGGUUCUAUAUGGAUUCGGUUGUGAUAUUAUUCUAUCAAUUUUGAUGGGGAAAUCUUCGGUGGAGGCAAUGUCAGUCAAUAGAUCGUUGGCACUAAUUGCCUUAGCAUGGUGGCUCGUUCUUUUUCUUCCGUACGAUGUUUUCAAUAAAUUCUUGUAUUUCAAAGUUGGAGAAAUUCAACCAAUGUUUUUGAUUAUGGUGACUUUUGCAACUGCUCGUCGCAUGGUGAAAACAAGUGUAGCUGUUGAAGCUUGCCUAGCAGCUUAUCCCGGGUCCUACAUCGCCGUGCUUGCUGGCACUUUGGUGUCCAAUGGAACAACGAUAGUUGCGGAUGUUUUUGGCGACUUUGCAGACAGAAUAACAAACAUAACGACAGGCAGGCUUGCCGUGAGCGCGUCAAUCAUGUUUACUCUCAUUGGAACUGGAGUCAUCACUUCAAUCUCUCAUUCUCUCGCAUUAGCAUUUUUCGUUGUCUUCGGUAUCAUAGUUGAGUCGAUGGAGGCGAGCAAUUACCAUUUCAAAGGAUUCGAUUACAUGCAUGAUGCAAUCGGAAAAAUCAUUGCAACAAAAGAUUGGGUCGGCAAGAAAUAGCAAAUAUUUCAAAAGAGCACCACUUUAAAACUUUUCGCCAUUCAUUGGGGAGAUGUGAGCACGGAAGAUCAAUAUUAUAACCUCUAUUUUGAGUCUAUAUUUGCAAGACAACAUUAUGUACUUAUUCCAUAUUAUUGUAUCAUCAUGUUAUUACCACUAACCCCUCGUAGGUUACAAAAUAUUAUUUUAUCUAAUUCGGCACUUUAUAACUGACCUAUAUUUUUAAUAGAAAUAAAUGUGACUCUUGUUUAUUGACUAUUGUU
Styela clava is the source of this 1145-nucleotide messenger RNA. RefSeq lists its product as uncharacterized. Gene Ontology annotation, cellular component: membrane. The record is from RefSeq and is a predicted model, not a curated record. Gene Ontology annotation, molecular function: potassium channel activity; identical protein binding. NCBI's taxonomy places the organism in Eukaryota, Metazoa, Chordata, Ascidiacea, Stolidobranchia, Styelidae. Gene Ontology annotation, biological process: potassium ion transmembrane transport.